This is a messenger RNA of Leptinotarsa decemlineata (Colorado potato beetle), 1338 nucleotides long. Its product is annotated as sodium channel protein Nach. Gene Ontology annotation, cellular component: plasma membrane. Gene Ontology annotation, molecular function: ligand-gated sodium channel activity. Gene Ontology annotation, biological process: sodium ion transmembrane transport. NCBI's taxonomy places the organism in Eukaryota, Metazoa, Arthropoda, Insecta, Coleoptera, Chrysomelidae. The record is from RefSeq and is a predicted model, not a curated record.
AUGAAGAUGAUGGCACAGACUGCUUAUCUCUGUCUUAAAUUUCAGAGUUCAAUUGGUGGAUUGUCGCAUAUCACACAAGAAAACAGACAUCCUAUAGAAAGGUUCAUAUGGUUCGUCUUGGUAGCAGCGGCAGUAUACGGGGCAUCCGUUUUGAGCUCGUUGACAUGGACCAGAUAUCAGGAAAACCCCACUGUGAUAUCGAUGGAACGCGACAGAUUUUCCUGGAACACCUCCUUCCCCUCAGCUACCAUUUGUCCGUUUCUCAAAGUAGACACAAAAAAACUAGACGACUACCUGAGCACAGCUACCGACAUAUCGAACAAAUCCCUCUUCAGACAGUUCGUGAUAUCUCUAUCGGAAGCAACGUACAGCAAUCUGGAGUCCGUUGUUGAGUACAAUGGAGUGUCUCCAGACGACUACAUGGAGUUGAUCAGGAAGUUUCGAUUUAAUUUCAAUCCGACGGUGACGAAUUCUUUGAGCGCUAGCACUGCUCUGUCCCUUCAGCAGACUAUCACGGAAAUGGGGCAGUGUUACAGCUUCAAUUCGCAUCUUGCUGUUUACAAUUCGCAAAAAUAUUGGGACUCAGGAAGCUGGAAGUUGGUUUCUCAAGCCGAAUUAUUCUUUAUUAGCCCAUUAGAUGGUGAAGUUUUCGUUAAUGUUGUGAAUAUUUCUAGUGCGUAUCAGGUAUUCAUUCAUGGACCUUACGAAGUGCCAGACAUAGCUAGCAAAUACGUAUACGCCUCUAACGGAAUUUUCCUGCAACUGUAUCUCACAGGUAUGACGAUCUUUACCAGCGAAGAUGCUAAAGAAUUGAGAGUGAAACAGAGAAAGUGUCGCUUUUACUACGAGAGUAAACUACCGCAUUCCCCUGUAUAUUCGUAUGUCCUCUGCCGUAUGGAGUGCAGAGCAACUCUGGCUAAGAAACUGUGUGGGUGCAUUCCGCACUUUUACAGAAAAGUAGAGAAGGAGAAGAUUUGCGAUGUUCCAGGGUUGCAUUGCCUGUCAAAAUAUAAAGAACGACUGAUUCUUCUGAAGGAUGAAUGUUCUUGCCUGACAAACUGUGACGAAGUUAUUUUUGUUGUUGAGGACACUGAUACAAGAGAGUGGUUUUUGGGAUCCAAUUUGCAAUGGGGAUUGAAGGAAUAUCCCAAUAUGCGACUGAGGAGAGACGUUAUUUUCAGCUUUUCCGAUCUUCUAGUAUAUAUUGGAGGUAUGGCUGGACUGUUUUUGGGUUGCAGCGUGCUCAGUUUCAUCGAGAUCAUUUACUUUUUUACUCUGAGACUAUUUUGGUUUGUUAUUAGGUAUGGAAAAGACAGCAACCAAGUGCAACAGUCUUGA